This is a messenger RNA of Nematolebias whitei (Rio pearlfish), 1330 nucleotides long. RefSeq names its product GTP-binding protein Di-Ras2. The transcript has 4 exons. The record is from RefSeq and is a predicted model, not a curated record. Gene Ontology annotation, cellular component: plasma membrane. Gene Ontology annotation, biological process: signal transduction. The coding region runs from base 267 to 866 and encodes 199 amino acids. Gene Ontology annotation, molecular function: GTPase activity; GTP binding; GDP binding. NCBI's taxonomy places the organism in Eukaryota, Metazoa, Chordata, Actinopteri, Cyprinodontiformes, Rivulidae.
GAUGGAGCAGGGAGGAGGAGGAGGAGGAGGAGGAGUGUUUGAAGUGUUCCGACCUGCAGCCUCAGUGACGAGGAGGAGGAUGAAGAUGAUGAAGAGGAGGAUGGAGUGAUUCGGACGGUUCGGGAGCCCCUCAGCUGCUCCGGAGUCAAACCAGCCCCGCGCGCUCAGAAGCAGAGAGACACACCGAGAGGACACGCGGUGACACGCGCACGGAGAUACGCGCACGGAGACCGAGCCCGACUGGCAGGCGGACUCCAGCUCCCAGAAUGCCCGAGCAGAGUAACGACUACCGGGUGGUGGUGUUCGGUGCUGGCGGUGUAGGGAAGAGCUCGCUGGUUCUUCGGUUUGUCAAAGGCACCUUCAGGGACACCUACAUCCCCACGGUGGAGGACACCUACAGACAGGUGAUCAGCUGCGACAAGAGCGUCUGCACCUUGCAGAUCACAGACACGACAGGAAGUCACCAGUUUCCUGCCAUGCAGCGCCUGUCCAUCUCCAAAGGCCACGCCUUCAUCCUGGUCUACUCCAUCACCAGCCGCCAAUCACUGGAGGAGCUCAAACCCAUCUACCAGCAGAUUCUGGCCAUCAAAAGCAGCAUGGAGUCGAUUCCCAUCAUGCUCGUGGGCAACAAGAGCGAUGAGCUGGCCCAGCGGGAGGUGGAGACGAAGGUGGGGGAGACUCAGGCCGGCGCCUGGAAGUGCGCCUUCAUGGAGACGUCGGCCAAAACGAACAGCAACGUGAAGGAACUGUUCCAGGAGCUGCUGGCGCUGGAGAAGAAGAGGGACAUGAGCCUGAGCAUCGACGGGAAACGCUCGGGGAAACAGAAACGGGCCGACAAGCUGAAGGGGAAGUGCGUCGUCAUGUAGAGCGGCGGCUAACUGUAGACGCUGUUCUUCUUCUGUGGUGAACAAGACGCUGAGAGCGACCGCCAUCGAUGGAACCUGGACUGUUCGAUUGUGUUUGUGGACGUAUAAUAAUCUUAUAAAACCCUAACUAGUUUUGUUGUCAGCAACCAGACUGGAAUACGUUACUUGAUUGUGAACUUUGGGCCUAAACGUUGGAUCCAGCGCUCUGCUCGUCUUGAAAAUGUUUUACGAUUAUAAUAUUUGGUGUUUUGCUUUUAUUCUUUGACGACCGUCCAAUCAGUGCGUCAGUUUUACGAAACGAGGCUUUAACGGUCGUCCAAGGCCGAAAGAAGCGUCGGACUGUCAACCGAUGUACAACCCCAGGUCCAAAACAGCUGGGACAUGAUGGAAAAUGUAAAUAAAACACGUAACGCGAGGCUAUAUUUUAUUCGCAGUGGAACACGAUAAACAUAUCAAACAUUUGA